Messenger RNA from Eurypyga helias (sunbittern), 2094 nucleotides. It is a transcript of the gene GLRB, whose product is annotated as glycine receptor, beta. NCBI's taxonomy places the organism in Eukaryota, Metazoa, Chordata, Aves, Eurypygiformes, Eurypygidae. Gene Ontology annotation, molecular function: neurotransmitter receptor activity; extracellularly glycine-gated chloride channel activity; transmembrane signaling receptor activity. The record is from RefSeq and is a predicted model, not a curated record. Gene Ontology annotation, cellular component: neuron projection; postsynaptic membrane; synapse. Gene Ontology annotation, biological process: nervous system process; regulation of membrane potential; signal transduction. Bases 25 to 1518 code for a protein of 497 amino acids. The transcript is spliced from 9 exons.
UUUCUCUGAAGCUUAAUCUUCAAGAUGAAGUUCUUACCAGCAGUUUUCCUUUUCAUCUUGUUCUCCUUAUGGGUUGAAGAAGUCUAUUCCAAAGAGAAGUCUUCAAAGAAAGGAAAGGGGAAAAAGAAGCAAUAUCUAUGUCCAUCCCAGCAAUCAGCUGAAGACCUUGCAAGAGUACCAGUUAAUUCUACUAGCAAUAUCUUGAAUAGACUAUUGCUCAGUUAUGAUCCCAGGAUAAGGCCCAAUUUCAAAGGAAUUCCAGUUGAUGUUGCAGUCAAUAUCUUCAUUAACAGCUUUGGAUCAAUUCAAGAGACAACUAUGGAUUAUAGAGUCAACAUCUUCCUAAGACAGAAGUGGAAUGACCCCAGACUCAAACUGCCCAAUGACUGGAGAGGUUCAGAUACACUGACAGUGGAUCCAACAAUGUUUAAAUGUCUUUGGAAGCCAGACUUAUUUUUUGCAAAUGAAAAAAAUGCUAACUUCCAUGAUGUCACACAAGAAAAUAUCCUUCUUUUUAUAUUUCGUGAUGGAGAUGUCCUGGUCAGCAUGAGAUUGUCUAUUACUCUGUCAUGCCCUUUGGACUUGACCUUGUUUCCUAUGGAUACGCAGCGCUGCAAGAUGCAAUUGGAAAGCUUUGGUUACACAACUGAUGACUUACGGUUUAUCUGGCAGUCUGGAGAUCCUGUACAGCUAGAGAAAAUUGCUCUGCCGCAGUUUGAUAUUAAAAAAGAGGAUAUCGAAUAUGGUAACUGUACCAAGUAUUAUAAAGGCACAGGUUAUUACACUUGUGUAGAAGUAAUCUUCACUUUAAGAAGACAAGUUGGAUUUUACAUGAUGGGUGUUUAUGCUCCUACACUGCUAAUUGUUGUUCUGUCCUGGCUGUCAUUUUGGAUCAAUCCUGAUGCAAGUGCUGCAAGAGUCCCACUGGGUAUUUUCUCAGUGCUCAGCUUGGCAUCUGAAUGUACCACUCUCGCCGCUGAACUUCCCAAAGUGUCUUAUGUGAAGGCCUUAGAUGUCUGGCUGAUUGUUUGCCUUCUCUUUGGGUUUGCAUCCCUGGUGGAGUAUGCGGUGGUUCAGGUAAUGCUAAACAAUCCAAAGAGGAUUGAAGCCGAAAAAGCAAAGAUUGCCAAGGCAGAGCAAGCGGAAGGGAAAGGUGGAAAUGCUGCCAAGAAGAACACUGUGAACGGCACAGGGACUCCUGUCCACAUCAGCACUUUACAGGUUGGUGAGACCAGAUGCAAAAAAGUUUGCACUUCGAAAUCUGAUCUGAGAUCCAAUGAUUUCAGCAUCGUUGGAAGUUUGCCAAGGGAUUUUGAAUUAUCGAAUUAUGACUGUUAUGGGAAGCCCAUUGAAGUCAACAAUGGGCUCGGGAAAUCUCAAGCCAAGAACAACAAGAAGCCUCCUCCUCCCAAGCCUGUUAUUCCAUCAGCAGCAAAGAGAAUCGAUCUUUAUGCAAGAGCACUGUUCCCUUUUUGCUUCUUGUUCUUCAAUGUCAUAUACUGGUCCAUAUAUUUAUGAUAAAUCUUUUAUUUAUUUUUUUCAUAUGUGUAAAAUAUAUCCCAUUUCAUUACCCCUUCCCAGUCAUGAAGGCCACUGUGUGAAAUUAUUUGCAUUUGCAAAGCAAUAUGUUGCAUUUUGAUGCCAUGCGAUUGUACUGAAUAUAUGGCAUCUGAAAUUUGAAUGAAAGCAUGACACUGCAAUGUCUGUUCUCUGACCAACGUUGUAUAUAAAUGUACAGCAUCCAUCCUGCUUCAGGAAUAUAUAUGAAGGACAAUGCAUACUACAUUAUAAAGCUGAAUAACGCUCUUCAGUUAUAGUAACAUGCAGAGAUUUAAAGUGUUUCUGACAAUGAAACUGAUGUGCACGUUGAGUAUAAUUAAAAUCAGUAUUCUAGUAUAUGUAGUAUUUAACAGCUUUUCUGCUGACUUCCAGAGAAAAACAAAACAAAACAAACAAACCUCUUGUUCUUGUAUGAUUUUAGAUGGCACUGUUGAAGAAAAAGCUAACGUAAUUCAUUAUUUAGACUUUGUUAAGUGAAGGCAGCAUUGAAUAAGCUGAUCUUGUCUAUGUGGAAAAAUAAAGAUCAGUGAAUUA